GCUGUCAAGCUCGCCUUGUUGUAUAUUCUACACAUGGUUUUGUUGGGGAAUGAUCGACGAAAGAAGGUGUCCACGGAGUACUUACAGUUAGUUGAUCAUUUGGACGGGUUUAAUUCCUACCCUUGGGGCGUCGUUGUUUGGCAGAUGACAUACGAUUCUAUGUCACAGACGUGUGAGAGACUCUGUUCUGGACGUAUGCAGGAAAUCCGUAAAUACGACCUUUACGGAUUUCCUUUCGCAUUUCAGUAUUGGAUAUAUGAGACUCUAGAGACGUUACACGAGUGGAUUGACCUUGUUGAUCUUUAUGUGUCCCCACGGAUGUUGAGGUGGCGUACGCGAGACGUCCCUGUUUGGACUCAUAUCGGUCGUAUUUUCACUGGUGAUCCGGAGGAUGUCACAUUCCCUCUUCGUCCAUCAGUCAUCGAGGAGGGUUUACCGUGGUACGCGGAGAUUCGUGAGUACACCGGUUUACCAGAUGCUGAUUCCUCCUCAUCUUCUUCGACCCCGACCGCGACUGCAGACGGGGCUCCUCCAUCCUCGAGACAUUCUGAUGUACCCGUAGAGACUUCUGAGACACGUGAGGAGCCUAUUCAGACUCCUGUUAUCGAGCAGCAUGUAUGUUCCCCUGUUGUUCAGAGCCCACGGACGACAGACCAUCCUAGAGUGGAGGAGCACCCUACCGUGGACGAGCAUCCUAGUGUGGAGGACCACACUACUUUAGCGCACUGGGGUGCUACGAUUUUACGUGAGAUAUCAAGUUUUCGCGAUGAUAUCUCUUCGCAGAUGACUCGAUUACGUGACGAUAUCUAUUCCCAGAUGACUCGAUUAGAGGAUCGUAUGACUCGUUUAGAGGACAUCGUCACGCGUAUAUAUUCAGCCCCCGUCGUUGAGGAGAGGGACGACGUUAUUGGGAUGACCUCCCCCAUUGAUACCGCAAUACCAUCCCAUCAGUCACAUGAGGGUCAUCGACAGGAUGGGGCACCGGUUGACCCUUCGGUGACUUCACCGAUCCGAUCUGAGGGUCUUCGUCAUGAGGAGGGUUUACCGAUCGGAUCUCCUAUCAUUUUAGAUCAUCCACUGGAGGGACUUCACAUUGACAUAUCAUCGAUCGAGGGUUAUUUCCGGACACCUUCCCCGGAAGUUCAGUUGGUUCGUACUGCACGUGGUCGAAUCGUCCGGAAGGUUCCACUGGAUCAAAGACGAAAGACAGCUUCUGGAGGCUUGUUGUAG
Mangifera indica (mango) is the source of this 1230-nucleotide messenger RNA. RefSeq lists its product as uncharacterized. The record is from RefSeq and is a predicted model, not a curated record. The transcript is spliced from 9 exons. NCBI's taxonomy places the organism in Eukaryota, Viridiplantae, Streptophyta, Magnoliopsida, Sapindales, Anacardiaceae. Bases 34 to 1230 code for a protein of 398 amino acids.